UUAGAAGAAUCAAAUUAUGAAGCCAUUACAAGUAUUGAACAAAAAAAGGUUGAAAUUGCUAAAGCACAAGCCUAUGAAAUUGGAAAUAACUAUCUUUCAUAUAUCUCAUUUGUGGUUAAAAACAUUAACAUAAAAAAUUUGUUUAGCAAAAAUCAGUUCUUAGUGAACCAGAAUUUAGCCACAUUAUUAACAACAGUGGCAGUUGCAUCUACAUCCACUAUAACUACUAGUGACAACAAUAAUGAUAAAUCAGAGAUCUCAAGCCUAUUAUAUUUAGGCAAUCUUGGAAGUCAUCCUUCUGAAAAUUAUAUUAAGGCAGAGCUGUGGGCAAAAAUAUUCUCUAGUAUUUUCACACUCAAUAAAGCAAAAUUUGUUCUAGUUCGAGAAUUGCACAAUUUAAUUUUUGGAAAUGUUGAAUUUGAAAAAGAAGGUUUUGAGAUCCAUAAGGAUAACAUAGUAGUUGUGACAGAGGCAGUGUAUAAACUUAAUUAUAUAUUAACUUUAGCACAUAAUUUAUUGGAAGAAGAGGUUAACAGAACUUGUAUACAUAGAACUGAUGACUUAGAGAAAAACAUUAAAAAUGGGUUGCAACUAGUUAUUUACCUGAGAGAAACUAUUUGUAAAAAUGGACUAUGGAUUGAAACAAUAUUAAACAAAGAAUCAACAAGUUAUGAUUAUAAAUUAAAAGAAUUAUUACCACAACUACCAAAUGAAGCUGUAAAAUCAAGAAAUUGUGAUACCAAAUAUACACCACUCACAAAAAGGCUGCGGCAUGUCUUUUCUAUAUAA
Messenger RNA from Dentiscutata erythropus, 789 nucleotides. NCBI's taxonomy places the organism in Eukaryota, Fungi, Glomeromycota, Glomeromycetes, Diversisporales, Gigasporaceae. The record is from the annotation of a GenBank genome assembly.